AUGGCAAAGUUGAGGAUCCGACUUGUCCUUUCGAUAAUCAUAGCGUCAAUGCAUGGCCACAUGGGCGUUGCAUCGAUCGACAUCGGCGUUUGCUACGGCAUGAACGGUGACAAUCUUCCUCCUCCUUCCGCCGUGGUGGCUCUCUACAAAAAGUAUGGCAUCAACUCAAUGAGGCUCUUCGACCCAAACCCUCAGGCGCUCGAAGCACUACGAGGCAGCCUCAUCGAAGUCUCUCUAGGCGUACGCAACGCAGACAUACCAACCAUAGCUUCAACCCAAGAAGCCGCCGAUUCAUGGUUCCAAUCCAACGUCGCUCCUUACCUCAACGACGUCGAAUUCGCCUACAUUUCUGUCGGCAACGAAGCCAUCCCAGGCCAGUACGCUAGCGUCAUCCCUCCGGCGAUGCAGAAUCUACAAAACGCCCUCAAUGCUCGAAACUUAGCGGGGAUUAAGGUGACAACGGUCGUGUCGACAGCGACGUUAGCCUCCUCGUACCCGCCGUCUGGCAGCGCGUUCUUACCCGAGGCGAGCUCGACGCUCUCCGGCGUUCUCCAAUUCUUGUCGGCGCAGGGAUCGCCGCUUAUGAUCAACGUGUAUCCCUAUUUCGCCUACGCUUCCGAUCCAACGAACGUACGGCUGGAUUACGCUCAGUUUACGGCCACCGGAGCGGUGGUGGUCGACAGCAAUUUGAGCUACCAAAACUUGUUCGAUGCCGUCGUGGAUAGCUUCUACUGGGCCAUGGAGAAACUGGGCGUGAGCGACGUGGGAGUGGCGGUGUCGGAGAGUGGGUGGCCGUCAGCCGGAAAUGGGAACUUCACAACGCCGGAGCUCGCCGGAACUUACAACAGAAACUUCAUAAAGCGAAUUGGGAGCAACAUUGGGACGCCGAAGAGACCUGGGGCUCAUAUGGAUGGAUUUGUAUUCGCCAUUUUCAAUGAAAAUCUUAAGCCAGCCGGGACCGAGCAAAACUUCGGGCUGUUUGACCCGUCCAUGAACCCGGUUUAUCCAUCGCUGCCGCCUGCUAAAGGCUAG
Molecule: messenger RNA, 1032 nt
Organism: Diospyros lotus (date-plum)
Lineage: Eukaryota; Viridiplantae; Streptophyta; Magnoliopsida; Ericales; Ebenaceae
Product: probable glucan endo-1,3-beta-glucosidase BG4
Exons: 2
Coding region: 1-1032 (343 amino acids)
Biological process (GO): carbohydrate metabolic process
Cellular component (GO): plasma membrane
Molecular function (GO): hydrolase activity, hydrolyzing O-glycosyl compounds
Source: RefSeq, a predicted model, not a curated record